AGAAGAAGAGUGGGAAAAAGAUGGAGUUUCAGGAGGGUAUGAUGACGUUGAUGAUCCACCAACCUGUGGAGAAGAAACAACGUGAACGCAAAAAAGAGAAAAAAGCAGAGAAGAAGGGCACAGAAACGGGAAAUACCAGGAGUAAAUGGAAGAUUUUUCAGAGGUCUUCAUCGAAUUCAACUGUUCCGUUGAAGAAUGAAGUACCGAAGAAGGAGCCUCCGAGGGAUUUUCUCUGUCCCAUCACUGGUUCUUUAAUGGCGGACCCUGUUAUCGUCUCUUCCGGCCACACCUUCGAGCGUGCCUGCGUCGAUGCCUGUAAAGCUCUCAACUUUACGCCCAUUCUAAUGGAUGAUUCAAUAGCCGAUUUCUCCUCCGUAAUCCCCAAUUUGGCUCUAAAAUCCGCUAUCGCCGCCUGGUGCCGAAGCUCCUUCAUUGACGCUCCCAAGCCUCUUGAUUCCGGUUCCGCGGAGAAGCUCCUCCGUACGUUCAUGGCGUCCUGCUGCCAAAGUCCAAAGAGCAAAACCACAACGGAGGAGAAGGAGAAGAUGGUGGUUGUCGUCACCGAGAAGGAACUGAUACAGACGGUCAGAGAAAGCCCUAGACUGAAUUUGGCGGCCGAGAUCGCACGACGUCGUAUUCAGUUCUCCUCGAGCUUGGAGGAGUCCGUUGAAAUGAUGACGUCGCGUAUGACCCCGCCGGCUCCGCUCGCGAUCUCGUCGUCGUCGUCGUCGUCGGAAAUUCCGCUCUCGAACUCCUCCUCGUCGUCGUCGGAAAUUGAAGCCCCAAAUCGUAGUAUUUCUUCUUCUUUUUCCUCCGAAGAAGAGGAAAUAGUGAUGAGUCUAAAAAGCCAACAAGUAUUCGAGGUCGAGGAGGCUCUGAUCUCGCUGAGAAAGAUCACGCGGACCAGAGAAGACACCCGGGCGCACCUCUGCACUUACCGGCUCCUCUCAGCCCUACGAUCUCUGAUCGUCUCGAAGUACACCGGUGUUCAGGUGAACUCGGUCGCAGCGUUGGUUAAUUUAUCAUUGGAAAAGUCGAACAAGAUCAAGAUCCUACGGUCGGGAAUAGUCCCUCCUCUGAUCGACGUCCUCAAGGGUGGGUCCCCCGAAGCUCAGGAGCACGCCGCCGGUGCGGUCUUCAGCUUAGCCCUAGACGACGACAACAAGACCGCCAUUGGCGUCUUGGGAGCUUUACAGCCAUUGCUGCACUUGCUCCGAGCCUACAGCGAGCGAACUCGGCAUGACUCGGCCCUGGCUCUGUACUACCUCUCACUCGUUCAGACCAACCGGUUCAAACUCGUUAAGCUCGGGGCGGUUCCGGGUCUUCUGAACAUGGCCAAGACAGGCCACAUGACGGGUCGGAUCUUGCUGAUUUUAUGCAAUUUGGGCUCGAGUGUCGACGGGCGGGUUGCGUUGUUGGAUGCGGGUGCGGUGGAGUGUUUAGUGGGUAUGUUGAGAAGGGCCGAGUUGGUGCCCGAGUCGACUCAGGAGAGUUGCGUGGGCGUGUUGUGUGCACUGAGUCACAGCGGGUUGCGUUUCAAGGCGGUGGCGAAGGAGGCAGGGGUGGUGGAGGUGCUGAGAAAGGUGGAGGCGACGGGGAGCGCAAGGACAAGGCAAAAGGCGAGGAUGGUGCUAGAGGUAAUGAAGGGAAAGGAGGAGGAGGAGGAAGUGGAUUGGGAGGAGUUGCUCAACGAAGAGUUCGAGAGUGAGACUCGGUUCGGACUCGGGGAUGGAAUCGGUGAGUCAAGUGGUAACUCGUCCUAGUUUUGAUCGAGGGGUUGGAGUUCAUGACUCGUUUCGCGCGUUUCGUCAUUUAUUAUUUUAUCUUAUUUGGAGGGCCUACAUUGUAAUUAUUUGGAGAAGUUUACAGGAAUUUUUUUUAGGUGGAAAAUGGAGAAGUUGGCUAUUGUAUUGUGCUUUGCUCUCAUUCAGUUUUCUUUCGCUCGAAUUAGGAAUCUUGAAAAGUGUAAAUAAAAACGAGGCUUUGAGA
Molecule: messenger RNA, 1989 nt
Organism: Morus notabilis
Lineage: Eukaryota; Viridiplantae; Streptophyta; Magnoliopsida; Rosales; Moraceae
Product: U-box domain-containing protein 40
Exons: 1
Coding region: 21-1763 (580 amino acids)
Biological process (GO): protein ubiquitination
Cellular component (GO): nucleus; cytoplasm
Molecular function (GO): ubiquitin-protein transferase activity; protein binding
Source: RefSeq, a predicted model, not a curated record